AUGGAAACAAAAAAACAUAUACAAACAAAAAGANNAAAGGAACUCCAAGAGCUCACAGCUUCUGAACCUCUGAGCCUCCCCGAAGAGUACGACAUGCAACGGUCAUGGCGCCAGGACUCGGACAAAUUGACUUUCAUCGCCUGUCUGCCCCCAUCGACCCCUCCAAACUCGAGGCCAACCAUCACGCCCAAGCAAGACGAUGCACCAUCUCGCAUGAUCGGCGACAUAAACCUCUUUCUCGUGGACGAUGAUGACGAUGAAGACGAAUCCAAGACUUCCGCUUCCAAGUCUGUCCUCGGAGAGAUUGAGCUCAUGAUAGCAGUAAAGUCCCAACACCGCAAAGGACACGGUCGGGCCUCUCUCCUCGCCUUUAUGCACUACAUCCUCACCAACACAUCCUCCAUCCUGCAGGAAUACAGCAAAGGGCAAGCAGCACAUCUCCGUUACCUUCGAGUCAAGAUCUCAAAGGACAAUGUCAAGAGCAUUGCUUUAUUCGAGAGCGUUGGAUUUGUGAGGACGAGCGCAGAGGCUAACUACUUUGGAGAACUGGAGCUGAGGUUGCAGGUCCAGGGGAGAGAAGAUGCUGUCUUGACUGAUUUGGAGAAGGUCAAAGGAUGGAAUGGGAAACCUUCUAUUGUCGAGUAUCACGAGGCAUAG
Messenger RNA from Aureobasidium musti, 657 nucleotides. NCBI's taxonomy places the organism in Eukaryota, Fungi, Ascomycota, Dothideomycetes, Dothideales, Saccotheciaceae. The record is from the annotation of a GenBank genome assembly.